UCGGUCAACUGUUAAUUAGUUCGGCAUGUUUUGUGUUGAAACGAAACGAAAGUGUGAAAUGAAUUUUGUAUUAAACAAAUGACAAAUUGAAAUAAUAAAAUACAAAAAAAAAGAAAACAAAAUCAACAACGACAAUUCAAUAUUUAUAAAUAAAAAAUUUGCUCAAAUCAACUAACAACUGAAAGUUUUUGCUCAAACAACUCACAACCACUACUAUGGCCGAUGAAGAGCCCAGUCCACGACCAUUUCGCCGUGAGCGUAAUUUAAGCAAUCGCAAUUUUAAUAAACGAGGCUCAAGUCGUAGACGUUUCAGCACCGAAAGUCACAGUUCGGCCGACUCAAAAGUCUACAAUUUUACCAAUUCUCAAGAAGAAAAGGCCACAACACCCGACAACACAGACGAUGUUGAUACUUCCACGGCCUCCCUAACCACACCAUCAUCUGCCUCGGUCAAUGUCACCUCCAGUUCCAUGAACAUUUCAUAUUCCGUUAAUUCGGAUACAGAAAAUAGUUUCAAUAAAAAGUCUAUAUUAAAAAUGCGUUCCAUCGAUAUAAAUAUUAACGAUAAUAAUAAUAAUAAUGAUGAAGAUCAUCAUGAUAAUGAUGACAUAGAAAAUAGACAUUCUGCUCAAAUUAAUCAUAAUAGCAGCGCUAAGAAACUACAGCGACAAACACCCACGACACCACAAACACCAGAUCCAGCAUUGCUGGGUGUAAAACAGAAAUUAUUAUGGUUUGAGAAUCUACAGACCGAUGAGCGCAUCAUCUUUAAAACCUCCAAAUACAAAUCGAAAUCCUCACAGUCUCUAUUGCAAAGUGAACGCGCCAAUUCAUCAACAACAACAACAACCUCCUCUACAUCCGGUUCAUAUUUGGUAAAACAAUAUCCCAUGGGUAAUGCUAACUCACAGAUGGAUGCUAAACGGAAUAUAUUAUUUCAAGGCAGUAUUGAUGAGGAACGUUCCGAAGAUGAAGUGGACAGUAUAAAAGAUGAGAUAAAUGAGGAGGAAGCAGUAAUAGAAAAUAGGCAAAGUACCCAGGACGAAUUUGGUAGAUCGGAGAGUAAGGAUGAAAGCCAAAUUGUAGAGCAUAGAAUUCCAGUGGCUGCCAUAAAUAAAUCAUUUUUAACGCCCGUCUUUCAACAUUCCCAGAGCCAUCCUGCAGAGCUUAAGAGUCUAACAAAUGAUGAAGAGAAGAGUGAUAAGGCUCAAACGGUAGAGAUCACACAUAAGCCGAGAAAUAAAGAUUUUCCAAGAAAUUUCCGCUCUCGACCAAAGACUGAAAUAAUUGGUGACUCUGCUGCACUUGGUCCUCGCGAAGCUGCUAAAUUCAAUUCUUUACAUCAUAAGUCAAAGCAAAGUGAACCCGAUGACGAAGAACAAAUUGAAUUGCGCGACAAAGGCUACAGUUUCAUUCGACCCAUUCUGGAGGAGCUGAUCAAAACCGAAGAAUCCUAUGUGGAGAAUCUAUGGAUUGGCAUAAAAAACUAUGGCGAUAUAUUUCAGCGUAGCGAUUUGCCCAUUGGCCUGAGAGGUAAAAAAUAUGUACUAUUCGGUAAUGUGGAGCAGAUUUAUGAAUUUCAUCGUGAUGAGUUUCUGCCCAUGUUGCAGCGCAACAAACAUGAUUUAAAGAGAAUUUUCGAUGAAUUUCAACAGUAUAUAGAUAAUAAUUGUUUUUAUGGUUAUGUUUUAUUUACCAUGAACAAACAAAGAUCCUUGAAAUUAUGUGAUGUAUAUAAAAAUUAUUUUAAGCUUUUACAAACUGAAAUUGAUGAUAAGUUGGGUAUUAAUAGCUUUUUGGUGCAGCCUAUACAGCGCAUGGCCCGUUAUCCAUUAUUGCUGCAACAGUUUAUAACGACCCUUUUCAAAAAUCGUGAUUAUGUCAUGAAGCCCAUUAUUGAAUCCUGCUGUCGUUUGGAGAAAAAAUUACGCAAUCUAUUGACAACCACCAAUGAAUCGGAGGUAAUCAAUGAUAUAGUGUGUACAAGUGAUGCCAAUGAGUUCAAUACCUUCUACCAAGGUAAAUUUCGCAAAGUUAGUGAAUUCCAUGUCUUUGAUCAUACGCUAAAGCGUAGCUAUCGCUCCAAAGUCUUCAUUUUCGAUAAAUGUAUCAUUUAUACAGAAAUCAAGGGUAAACAAUUGAUAUUCCAUGGUCGUUAUCCCUGUGAACAUAUUGGAAUUACGGCCAAAACCAAACAAUUCACUUUGUACUAUGAUCAUCGCAAACAACAGGAAUGUGAUUUUACAGCGGAUCCGGCCUUAAUUGAAUUAUGGUUGGAGUUGAUUAGGGAAAUGAUUAGUGCCUAUGCGACUGAGGAGCGUAGAAAACUAAAGGAGCUACAUUCUCAUGAGUUUGGCGGCGAUCAUAUGCAUCGUAAACCGGCCAAUUUGACAUUGUUUCGUGAUUCGAAUCGUUUUAGCAGUGACAGUGGCAUAGGUAAUAUAUGGAUUGUACCCAAACCGGAGCAGGAAGAGGUUAGCAAUAAUCGCACCACCUGGUAUGCUGUAUCAUAGGGAGGGUAUAGAGCUGAAGGCAGCUUAAAGUAAACUGUAAUUUAUGUAAAAAAGAAAAUUUAAUGCCAUUUUAGUAUUAAGCUAUUAUUGUUGUCUUUAAUUUUUAAGUUUUAAUAGUAGUUUUUCCUUUAGAGUUAAGUUUAAUUAUAAUUAAAUUAUACAACUGAUUGCAAAAUGCCAAACUUAUUUCUUUAAAAGAAAUAUUAAUUACAUAUAAAUUGUAUAAUGCCAAAUAAAUAAUAAAAAUUAUAUAGUCGAACCAAAUAA
Calliphora vicina (urban bluebottle blowfly) is the source of this 2780-nucleotide messenger RNA. RefSeq names its product guanine nucleotide exchange factor DBS. The coding region runs from base 216 to 2513 and encodes 765 amino acids. Gene Ontology annotation, cellular component: extrinsic component of membrane; cytoplasm. Gene Ontology annotation, molecular function: guanyl-nucleotide exchange factor activity. NCBI's taxonomy places the organism in Eukaryota, Metazoa, Arthropoda, Insecta, Diptera, Calliphoridae. The record is from RefSeq and is a predicted model, not a curated record. The transcript is spliced from 8 exons. Gene Ontology annotation, biological process: axon guidance.